GGAGAGUCGUCCACCUUCUUUGUCAAAGUCUAGGGUUUCAGUUUCCAUUUGUUGCAGAGAGAACUGUAACUCAUUUUUUUCCGAGCCUACUGAAUAGAAUUCUCGGCUGAGAUUGCUGCCUCUUCUUCCCAAGAACACUAUUAUUUUCUCUGUCCUGUUAUGGAGGAAGCAUGAGGAGAGAGAAGAAAGCUAAUACAGGCCACUCCUUAUCUGUCCACAAGGAAGCAGUCCCUGAAUUGAUUAUCGUCUCCAGCCCAGUUUUUGUUGCAAAUCAAUGACCAUAGAGUUGUCCUCUUAACCUAUAUGUGCGUUUUCUAUUACAAUUCAAAAUCCCUCUACCAUAUAGAGAAACCGAAAGGGAGAACCAAGGUAUAUAUGAAGAUGGAGGAAGACCAUGGCAUUGAAUGUUCCAAGACUUGCCCUUUUGACCAAAAUGAGGAUGAGGAAGAGAGCGAAGACAACACUAAGGUCUAUAAGCAAAAAGAUGGCGGAAGCUCAAGCAACAGCACAGUUGAAGAGAAUGAGAAGAAGCCAUCAGUCCGGCCUUAUGUUCGAUCCAAGAUGCCAAGACUCCGGUGGACGCCUGAUCUGCAUAUUCGUUUCAUUCAUGCUGUAGAGAGACUCGGUGGACAAGAUAGAGCAACACCCAAAUUGGUUCUUCAACUAAUGAGCAUCAAAGGACUUAACAUCUCUCAUGUCAAGAGUCAUUUACAGAUGUAUAGAAGCAAGAAGAUUGAUGACUCUGGUAAAGUAAUAACUGAUCAUAGGCAUGUCAUGGAAGGCGGAGAUCAAAACAUCUACAACCUCAGCCAACUUCCAAUGCUCCAAAGCUUUAGCCAAAGACAUAAUUCUACCAUGAGAUAUGGACAUGCAUUUUUGAGUGGUCAUCAGAACUGGAUGCUUAGCCCCUACACCAGGCGGAGUGCAAUCGAUAAGUCCAGUCAGGAAUAUGUUUCAGCUGCUGAGAGAAUCUAUAGAAGCAACUACAACCAUUCAGGAAAUCGUGCGCGCCAUGGUAGUAUUUUCUCAGAAUUGAAGGAUGAAUUCAGAUCAUUGUACAAUCAUGAACCAGGGCGAUGCCAAUCCAGAAUAAGUACUUUAGAGUUCAACCCCUUACAGCAACUGCACACAGAAUUCCGAGAGGAAACCAGUCAAAUAAACAGCAGUAUCCCUCUAGAUGUGAACAAAUCAAUGGGUCUUCAAAAGCGGGCAAUGGAAAAAAGGAAAGCUUCAGAUUGCGAGCUUGAUUUGAAUCUCUCUCUUGGGUUCAGCAGCAAAAACGAUGAGAGCCAGAGAGGUUUAGAGGAUAAUGAGGAUGACAGUAACUUAUCACUGUCAUUGUACUCACCUUCUUCCUCAAAGUUUAGCAGGUCAAAAGAACAUGGUAAUGCAAAGAAUGCAAGAAGGGCAAGUACUCUGGAUCUGACUAUGUGAAUUCAUCGUUCUAAGUGAGAUCUUGAGGUACUUGUUUUAGAGAAUUCAUUUGCUGAUUGUCUUGAAUCAUCACAGGAGGUAAUAGCACUGUUUAUCCUUGUUUGUUGUUUCUGACCAUAUCUUCCGAUUUUUUGAGACAUCAAGCUACUUAGAUUGGUGUGUAUGAAGCACCAAAUUUGAUCAUAUAUC
Molecule: messenger RNA, 1623 nt
Organism: Ilex paraguariensis (yerba mate)
Lineage: Eukaryota; Viridiplantae; Streptophyta; Magnoliopsida; Aquifoliales; Aquifoliaceae
Source: the annotation of a GenBank genome assembly